This is a messenger RNA of Brassica oleracea var. oleracea, 332 nucleotides long. RefSeq lists its product as uncharacterized. The transcript is spliced from 2 exons. The record is from RefSeq and is a predicted model, not a curated record. Bases 33 to 257 code for a protein of 74 amino acids. NCBI's taxonomy places the organism in Eukaryota, Viridiplantae, Streptophyta, Magnoliopsida, Brassicales, Brassicaceae.
UUGUACAUUUGACUGAAUAUUUCACCAGAAAAAUGAAGGGCAAGUUCUGUUUGAUUGUUUCGCUAUUGAUUCUCUCUUUGGCGGUUUCAUCAUACGUCGUUUUAACUCAAGCAUACCAGUCUCAAGAAAAAAAGAUAGCAGAAACGAUUCACAUUCGAAAGAUAAUGAAGAUCGGAGCACCGCGGAGUAAAUCGCCACGGGAUCGUCAAUGGGGAGGGAGGGAGCCACCUCAAGCCCCAGGCCCAAAUGCAGUCUAAUGCGUCAUAUAUGUUUUUAUAUUUUAAUUUGGUAUGAAAUAAUUAUACAGUUUUAAGUUGAAAAAAUUAGAAGAC